AUGAAUAACUUCCGCUCAUACACCACCUCGCACUUCCGCCGUCUCCCCAAAUCCUUCUCUAUCCGACGGAAAGUUCCCUGGUGGGACCAAAUUCAUGACCCUGGAAGUGAAAUUGUUAGCAAAUGGAACCACAUUUUCCUUGUCGCGUGCAUGAUUGCCAUGUUUCUUGAUCCUCUUUAUCUCUACCUUCCCAUUAUCGGUGGCGAUGCCUGCAUGAAGAUUGACAUUGCCUUAGGGGUCUGGGUUACCUUAGCUCGCACCUUCACCGACUUGUUCUUUUUCAUGCACAUUCUCAUGAAGUUUAGAACAGCUUUUGUGGCACCAAGCUCGCGCGUUUUUGGUAGAGGAGAGCUUGUUAUGGACCCUAGAGCCAUUACUAUACGCUACCUGAAAUCGAACUUUGUUGUUGAUCUUGCUGCUGCCCUUCCUCUGCCUCAGAUUGUGAUUUGGUUCAUGAUUACAUCAGUACUGAAAAAUCCAACAGCUGCUCAUGCUAACCACACUGUUUCUCUGAUAGUUCUCAUCCAAUACAUUCCUCGAUUUUUUGUCAUGGUUCCUUUGAAUCGACGGAUUGUUAAAACUACUGGGGUUAUAGCCAAGACUGCUUGGUCCGGGGCAGCUUAUAAUCUCCUUCUCUAUGUUCUUGCUAGCCAUGUUUUAGGAGCUAUAUGGUAUCUGGCAUCAAUUCAGAGGCAGCAUCAAUGCUGGGAUAUACAAUGUAAAAUUGAGAAGCAUCGCACACCAGCUUGUACCCCUAUAUUUCUGGACUGUAGUAACAAGAAUAAUCCUGAACGCCAAACUUGGCUUAGAUCCACUAAUCUGCUCACAAAUUGUGAUGCCCAAAAUGAUGAAAAUUUUCAGUUUGGGAUGUUUGCCGAAGCCUUCACAAAUCAUGUUGCGGAAGCAUCUUUCAUUGAUAAAUAUUUCUAUUGUCUUUGGUGGGGAUUGAGAAACCUAAGUUCGUAUGGACAAGAUUUGAUGACAAGUACCUACGAGGGCGAAACAUUAUUCAGCAUUGGAAUUAGCAUUAUGGGUCUAGUUCUGUUUUCACAUCUCAUAGGCAAUAUGCAGACCUAUAUGCAAUCCGCAACUGCUAGAUUGGAAGAGUGGAGGAUUAGGCGAAGAGACACAGAGGAAUGGAUGAGGCACCGUCAACUACCUCUAGAGUUGCAAGAACGUGUUCGCCGUUUCGUUCAAUACAAAUGGUUGGCUACGAGAGGCGUAGACGAAGAAAGCAUCUUGAAAUCCUUACCUAUGGAUAUCCGACGUCAGAUUCAACGGCAUCUCUCUCUGGCUCUUGUUCGACGCGUCCCAUUUUUCGCUCAAAUGGAUGAUCAACUGCUAGAUGCAAUAUGUGAGCGUCUUGUGUCAUCUUUGAACACCAAAGACACGUUCAUAGUCCGGGAGGGCGAUCCGGUGAACGAGAUGCUUUUCAUCAUUAGAGGACAGUUAGAAAGUUCGACAACAAAUGGUGGAAAGUCAGGAUUUUUCAACUCCAUCACACUCAGGGCUGGUGACUUCUGUGGUGAAGAAUUGUUGACAUGGGCUCUAAUGCCAACCUCUCGCCUGAAUUUACCUGUAUCCACUCGAACUGUGAAGGCUCUCUCUGAAGUGGAGGCCUUUGCACUUAGAGCCGUAGACCUCAAGUUUGUUGCUAAGCAAUUCAAACGGUUGCAUAGCAAGAAAUUGCAGCAUGCUUUCAGGUAUUACUCUCAUCAGUGGAGGACGUGGGGAGCUUGCUAUAUACAAUCCGCAUGGAGGCGAUACACAAGGAGAAAACUACAAAUGGAAUUGGCUAGGCAAGAGAGCUUAUUUUAUUCUCAAGUUUUGGAUGGAGAGGUGGAAUAUUAUUACAGUGAUGACGGUGGUGAUGAAAGAUCAUUAGUGGACAGUUCAAACAGUGGUUCGCAUCUUACAGCAACCAUGCUAGCUUCAAAAUUUGCUGCAAAUACAAGAAGAGGAGUUGGCCAUCAUAAGCUUUCUAGGCUCGAUGAUUCCACCUUACAAAUGCCCAAGUUUUUCAAACCAGAGGAGCCUGAUUUUUAUGCAGAACAUGAAGAUAGUUAA
Messenger RNA from Dovyalis caffra, 2067 nucleotides. The record is from the annotation of a GenBank genome assembly. NCBI's taxonomy places the organism in Eukaryota, Viridiplantae, Streptophyta, Magnoliopsida, Malpighiales, Salicaceae.